AUGGAUUCCAAUUCUGCUUCUGCACUCGAUGAUGAUCCUUCCGAGGAUUUUGAGAUUACAGGGCUGCACGACAAGCUCAAUUUAGGGCACACUCCGUCCUCUUCUCCCCCCUUCAUCGCUCGCAAGAAAAGACGCGCCAGCACCACCCUCAUCUCCAUCUCUCCCGAAAACUUCCGCCAGGUAGUUAUUCAAUUCAGCAACGGUCGUUUCCCUUUCAUCUCACACUGUUCCCUCUUCCCUCCCAGCUACGAAUUCUCCAAACAAGAACUGGUUUCUCUGUGGGUAGCCCAGGGACUCUUACAGUGCUCCACCAGGCAGCAGGAGCACGAUGCAGCCCAAGUCUUCGAUUCGCUCGUCUCCAGCCAAGUUAUUGUUCCCUCGAGAUCUGAUCCGUCCGUGGAUUUCGUCCACGGGAAGACGAGGAGGUUACUCUAUAGAAUCAACCAGGAUAAGAUCACGUUCUCAGUGCUUGAAUACCAUAUGGUAUUGGAUGCAAAUUGGGAUAAAGUACCUAAGAAUGUGAAGCAUUUGUCAGUGGAUUCAAAGAGUGUGGCUUGCGCCUCGGGUUUUGAUGUAAUUGAGAGGUUUGAAAAUCUGAACACGCUAUUUCUUGUUCCUGUGCCUGGGUUUUAUGUUGAACGCAUUCCGCGAAAUCUUUUCUUGUGCCUUAAGGGAUUGAGGUCUUUGAAUUUUAGUAGGAAUCUUAUAUCAGAGCUGCCGAGUUCUAUCGGGAGUUUGAAAUCGCUUCGGUAUCUUGAUUUGUCUUAUACGCCCAUUAAACGCUUGCCUGAUUCGCUAGUUAGUCUUUGUAAUUUGCAAACUCUUAGGCUUAGGGGAUGUUUAGAGUUAGUUGGGUUGCCUAAAGGGAUUGGGAAGCUCAUUAGUUUGAGGCAUCUUGAGCUUGAUGUUGUGAGGCAACUGAAAUCAAUGCCUCCUUGGAUGGGAUGA
Arachis ipaensis is the source of this 948-nucleotide messenger RNA. The record is from RefSeq and is a predicted model, not a curated record. Lineage: Eukaryota; Viridiplantae; Streptophyta; Magnoliopsida; Fabales; Fabaceae.